Molecule: messenger RNA, 942 nt
Organism: Morchella sextelata
Lineage: Eukaryota; Fungi; Ascomycota; Pezizomycetes; Pezizales; Morchellaceae
Exons: 3
Coding region: 1-942 (313 amino acids)
Source: RefSeq, a predicted model, not a curated record
AUGUUCUCUAAUACUUCAAUUGUUGCCUAUGUCCUUGGCCUUCUGACGUUCGUUCUUGCUCCACGGCUCCUGGGUGGCUUUUUUAGGUUAUUCAAUUAUGGGCCUCCUCCGCGUAGAGAUAUAUACGGUCUGGAGCAUGCGCUUCUUAAUAUGAGACUACCGCCAGAAACAAUGUGGUUGAACAUGGCCUACUGGAAGAACACAUCCGAUUUCCCCACCGCCUGCAACAACCUGCUCCAGCUUCUUCUCGAGAAGUCUGAAAUCCUCAAAACACCGUCCUCACGCCCAAUUAGGCUCUGGGACCUCGGCUUUGACUGCGGCGACCAGACCAUAUCGCUCUGCACCGAGCUCUCCCGUGCCGGCCUGACCCUCUGCAAGUACGACGGCCUCACCAUAAAUCGCUCACAGUUCCUCCACGCCCAAGCACGCAUACAGGCACACAUUGAAGCCCACCCAUAUCUGGGCGCAGACAACAACAAGAAGGACAGCCUAAGCAUCAUAGAGCUACAUCUCACGGACGCCUCCAAGCCCAGCAGCCCGCCGUCGCGGGCGCCGGCGCUGCAGCACGUCUCGCGCGAGCUCGAGUCGUCGCUCCUGGCGUUCGACCUGCUGCGGUCGGGGUCGGCCACUGCGCUGCAGAGGGUUCUGCUGAGGCUGGUGUGCGCGGUGACGCAGAUACUGUACGCGAACAGGCUCACGGAGGAGGAGUACCGCGAUAUGCUGGCCGCGGCAGGGUAUGCGCGGGAGAACAUUGCGGUGUGUGAUGUGUCGGCGGAUGUGUUUCCGGGGCUGGAGCGCUUUAUAAGUGCGCGGGGGCUGAUGGUGAGGGAUGUGGGUGUUUUGAAGGGGUGGGGUGGGUUUGGGGCUGUUGGGAGGGUGGUGGGGUGGUGGGGGAGGUCGGGGGUUGUGCGUGGGUGUGUUCUUGUUGCUAGGAGGGCGUGA